Molecule: messenger RNA, 2388 nt
Organism: Plasmodium berghei ANKA
Lineage: Eukaryota; Apicomplexa; Aconoidasida; Haemosporida; Plasmodiidae
Product: conserved Plasmodium protein, unknown function
Exons: 1
Coding region: 1-2388 (795 amino acids)
Source: RefSeq, a predicted model, not a curated record
AUGGAGGAAACAAGUUGCAUUCCAGCCUAUAAAAACAUAAAUACCGACGAGUUGUACAGACAACAAGAAGACUAUGCAUUUGUUAAUGAUAUAAUAGCCAAACCAUUUUUUUAUGACCCGUAUUUUAAGCAAGAGCAUAUUGGUCCUUAUAUUAAGGAAUAUUAUCAGAGUUACAAAUCCAAUACGACUAUGAAGAAUUCUGUAUAUUCACCAGUUAUUAUGUCACAACAAAAAUUAAAUAAGCAAUGUAAUCCAUUUGUAUCGUACCCAUACGGUGUUCCCGUGGGUGUAGAAUAUCAAAUAUGUUCCAAAUGUAAAUGCAAAAAAAGUAACAGGAAUAAAAAAAAUGAAAAUAAAAAAGAUCAAAACGCCCAAACAUCAAAGAAAAGUUUCGAAAAUAAUUCCAUACUUUUAGUUUCAAAUUCAUACGAUGAAAACAUUUCCAAUACUCAUACAUAUGUUAAUAAAGAAAGUUGCUUUGAUACAUUUGAUGAAAUAUCUAUUACAAAAUUUUCAAUGGAAAGCGAUGACAUGAUACCACUUGAAAUUAAUAAUCAUGAAAAAUUACUCUCAAAUAACUUGGAAACAAUAUAUUUAGGGGAAUGUAAAGAAAGCAAAGAUCAAAAAAAAUUUCUAGAUGCACAUGACGAACGUACUGUCAAAAAAAAUGACAACCUAUUUGAAAUUUGUGAUCAUGACUACAAAUUGAAGUAUUAUCCUAGUAAUAAUGAAAAUGGAUAUACACUCCCAAAGGAAGAAAUCGAAAUAGAUUAUAGGAAAGAAAUUAUAAAGUACAAUAAUGUUCAUUUCAAUAGCAAUGAGCACAAUAAAUAUAGCCCAAAUGAAAAAUAUUUUAACACAGACACUUCCAAUUUGGAAAGGUAUUCUUUUCCAUAUACACCAGAAAACAGAAAUGCAAAACAACAAAAUGAUACUCAAAAAAGUAUAAAUGAAAAAUACAUAGGCAAGCAUAAUGAUAGUGAAAAAAUACAUCAAAUUAAUGACGAAAAAGUCAAGAAUAAAAAAAGUAAAGAAUGUGAAAUAAUAAAAAAAAAUCGGGACAAUAUAGAUGAUGAUACGAAUGAAAAUUUUAGUUCAGAACAAAUAAAGACACCAAAUACUAAAGAAACGAGUACAAAGAAUAAUUUAAAGCAGGGGGGAAACUCAAAAUACUCUACAAAACAGGUAAAAAUAUGUGAAGAUGAAAACAUUUUAAAUAAAUACAGUGUUAUGAAUAGUUUAAAAAAAAAAACAGUAUCAAAAGAAAGUUUAAAAGAAAAACCAAUACAAAAAAUUUCACAUGAUAUUCAAGAAAAUGAAAUAAAUGAAAAUGUGGAAUAUUAUGGUAGGGCUUGUAAAUUUAAUAAUUCUAAAAAUGAACUCCCCAAAAAAGGUGUCAUAACAAUAAAAAAGGGUAAAGUAGGGCACAAUAACAAUGAGGAUAUAUCUUUGAUGAAUGAAAAUUAUAAUAAAUAUUCUCAUUCUUCGUCAAAAAAAAUGGCAAAGCAUAGAAAAUCUUUUAUUGAAAAAGAUAAUACUACAAUAAAAAAGAAGGGCGAUAAAAAAGAGCUUAAUUAUGGAAGAUCAAAGUUAGCUAUUUCUAGAACCAAAUCACUUAAAGUAAAAAGAGGUGGUACUAUAAGUUUUCCACCAAAAAAUUAUAAUUUAUUUCAAAAAAAAAAAAGCAUUUUGAAUAAACAAAAAUCUAUGAUUGAAACACAAUUUAAAAAACAAAACACUAUGUCGUUAAAAAGAAAAAAAACAUUAUCCAAAUUAAAUCCUACAAAGCAACCAUAUAAAAUUUUCUUAAACAAAAAAAAAGUUAUAUGCACACAAAAAAGUCUUCAUGGAUUAGAUAAUAAGAAAAAUAAAAAUUUGGAACCCAAUUCUAAAAAAAUGCUUUCAAGAUCAAAAACAAAGGUUUAUGUUGAUAAUGAUACGAAAGUUUUCAAAAAAGUUGACGUUAAAAUGGUUUCAAAAAAUAUAUUCAAUCCAAACUUAUCUAUAGAAAGUUACAAUAAUAAUGAAACUGAUAAUAAAAAAGGAGACACUGCUGUUUCUCAAAAUACAUUGAAUGAUGAAUUAGACAAUAAUUUGAAUAAGGUUGAUAGUAUAUCGUCAAAAAAUAAAGGAGAAAAUGAAAUUGUAAAAAAAAAACUAGAUAAUUCUAACGCAAACAAGAUGGGUAAUAUCUCUAUGAGAAAUAGGUUAGAUACUAAUUCCAUCAGAAAUAAAGUGAAGAAUAAAAAAAAAGAAUUAUUUGACAACAUUAUAUCUUUAACUAAAAACAUGAAAUAUCAGCCAUUAAAAAAGAAAUACAACAAUAAAAUAGACCCAAGUGAUUUGCUAUCCAUAGAAUCUAACAAUAGUUCCGAUGCACAUUUUUAA